CGUGCAAUAAGGAAGGAAGCGUCCAGAAAAGAGAUCGAGCAGAGAAAAGAGAUGGAACCCUAAUCUAAUCUAGGCAGGAAGAUGAUGAAUUUGGGGUUGAAGAUGAUGAGGAACCUUGGAUCUGGGUGUGCGAAGCUUGGACGCAGUGAGAGAUGGUAUUGUGUUUCGAGACGUGAAAAGAUCUCCUCCUCCUCCGUUACCUUCUCGACACCUCCAGAGGUUACCUUCUCGACGCCUCCUUCUGUAGUUAGUCUCCUGUUUACAUCCUUCAUCGGGUAUCUAUGGUACCAAACAAAAGCUGCUUCAGAACAGGAACGUCUCCGGGGUGUUCUGUCUGAAAAGAGAAACCAGAUUAGGAUCCUGUCGCAACAAGACGAGUCAAAGCGUAAGAAAGUAGAAGAGGCAAAAAUAAAGCUUAUUGAAAAGGCAGCAACCGUGCUUAGUGAAGAAAUCCAAGUCUAAUGUCUCAAGUCUCUAUGUAUUCAAUAUCUCUCUCUCUAUGUUAUAUAUAAGUUGGUAUGCAGUUUGUGUUUCACUGUCUUCUAAAACUGAUAUGUAAUAAGUUUUCUACUUCAAAGAGAGGCAUAAUUUAUAUAUAUAUGCUAGUGAAGGAAUUUGAUA
Molecule: messenger RNA, 621 nt
Organism: Brassica oleracea var. oleracea
Lineage: Eukaryota; Viridiplantae; Streptophyta; Magnoliopsida; Brassicales; Brassicaceae
Exons: 4
Coding region: 82-462 (126 amino acids)
Source: RefSeq, a predicted model, not a curated record